CUAAAGUCGCUAUUAUUCUCCAGAGGAGAAAAAUUCCGCAGAAGAGAAAAAUAUCCGUCGCCCUCUCUCUUUCCUUCUCCUCACUCGGCGCGUGAGUCGUAAGCAGCCCCUGUUUUGCUGCGAUUCCAGAUGGCUUUGGUUGUUAUAUGCGGUCAACCUUGCAGCGGCAAGUCAACAGCUGCAGCCUGCCUAGCCGAAGCCCUUCAAGAAACAGAAUCCAACCCAUCGGUACGGAUCAUCAACGAAUCUUCAUUCCACCUUAACCGCAACCAAAGCUAUGCCGAUAUGCCAUCCGAAAAGAAUCUAAGGGGAGUACUUCGAUCCGAAGUUGACAGAUCUUUAUCCAGAGACAACAUCAUCAUAGUAGAUUCCUUAAACAGCAUAAAGGGAUAUAGAUACGAGCUAUGGUGUUUAGCUCGUGCAGCAGGAACAAGAUACUGUGUGCUCCACUGCGAUGUAGAAGAACCCCACUGUCGGAAAUGGAAUCAAGAACGGAGAGAGAAAUCGGAGCCCGCUUAUGAAGACAGAAUCUUCGAGGAUCUUGUAAGAAGGUUCGAGAGGCCGGACAGUAAAAACCGUUGGGAUUCACCUUUGUUCGAACUGUCCCCUUCGAAAGAUGGGAUCGAAAAAACAUCCGCUGCUGUAAUAGACGCUGUUAGUUAUUUGACGAAGAAAGUGGACUCGAGAACUAAAGACGUGAAAGUUCUGCAGCCUACUAUUGCCACGCAGAAUGCUCGUUUCUCGGAGGCAAAUUCUUUGUACGAGAUGGAUAGGGCGACCUUGGAGGUGAUGAAUAUGAUUGUGGAAGCACAGUCCCGUGCUAUGGGGGGUCCACUUAACGGGGUGUCUAUCGGGCUGGGCUUGCCGAGUGUUGAUAUAUCGAGGCCAGUCGGAUUGCCUGAGCUGCGUCGGCUUAGGAGGACGUUUAUUAAGCUGACGGGGCAAUCGAGCUUGAGUGGGCCCGCCCCAGCAGCGGAUGCCGAUAGUGCGAAGAGGAUGUUUGUGGAUUAUUUGAAUAGGGAAUUGAGGAAUGGUUAGUAGUGAGAUUAUCAAGUAACAAGGCAUGAUCAUUGUUGUGUAACUUUUGGGGAUUUUUUUUUUCUUUGUUGUAUUGUGGUUUUUUAAACUCAACUUACUAUUUGAUGCUUGAAUUUUACA
This is a messenger RNA of Erythranthe guttata (spotted monkey flower), 1158 nucleotides long. RefSeq names its product KTI12-like, chromatin associated protein. The record is from RefSeq and is a predicted model, not a curated record. NCBI's taxonomy places the organism in Eukaryota, Viridiplantae, Streptophyta, Magnoliopsida, Lamiales, Phrymaceae.